ACAUCGAGUGAAUGAAGUUCCUGACAAAUUAGGAUUAGGAUAGUUCCUUCCGCUCACCCAGAGGCUUUUACUUGUAAAGAUUUUCGUCAUUCCAUUACACGCAAUAAACAUUUCUUCUAUAUCAUGCAUUAUUCUAAUUCCCUCCGCAAAUUUUCUCUCCCACACCCUAAUGCGCUCAUCCCAAGCCGAAACGCCUUCCUCACCUUCCUAACCAGCACCGCCAUCUGGCUCUUGUUGUUUUCGUUUUUUCGUCAUAUUUAUUGGCGAGACCCACACUCUGCAUUUUUCGAUAGCACACAUGUCUAUGAAAAAGACUAUUCUUAUCGACGCCAAUCCUCUGGGUUAUCAUUUCUAGACGAUCUGGUCGAGAGCAAUCAAACAUCUUUGUUCAGUAAUUCUACUUCAAAUCUUUCGGGAGACUCAGAUGGAGAUGGCGAUACAGAGGUUCCGGAUAUGUGUAUAGCAUACGUAACCAUUAAACGCGACAUGCAGGAUAGGAAUGAAGGAAGACAAUAUAUCGAUGCAGCGCUAGGAACUAUGAUAGAUGGAUUAAGUGAGGAGGAAAGAAAGAGUGUGUGGAUUUAUGUGUUAUUUGCAGACAUGGAUCCAAGUGUUCAUCCGUUAUGGGAGGAAGAAUGGCUGGGGAGAGUAGUAGAUGAUUUUGGUGGAUAUGAAGUUGGAGGGGAGAGGAGAGAGUGGCUAGAGGAAUUGAUGAAGCAAAAGGAAUGGCAGAUUAAAGGAGUUUUCGAUUAUGUAUACGCGUUAAGCCGCUGCUACGAUACCCACGCUCCUUAUAUAGCAAUAAUGGAGGACGACAUUGUAUUCGCUCAUGACUGGUUUCAGCGCACUAUUUCUGCUCUCAAUAAAAUCGAGUAUCUCUCUCAAAGCCCUGGAGAUAAGUUUUAUAAUUGGAUAUAUUUAAGACUUUUCUACACAGAAACGUUUCAACCGUGGAGCGAAGAGGUAGAUUUUUGGUAUCGGCAUAGAUAUUUUCUGCUGUUUUUUGCUGCUCCUCUCUGCACAAUUACUGCUCUUAUAUUUAUACGAAGCAAAAUCGGCGAGAAAAGGGAAAUGGGAGGUUGGUUGGAUAACUGGACGAUUUUUGUUAUAGGAGUGGUGGUUGUACCAGCCUUCAUAACUCUGGGGUUCAUGGUUGGGAAACACAACUUGCCGUGGUGGGAAUUCAGAGGGAAAGACGUGGUGAAGAUGAAUAGUGGAGGAUGCUGUACACAGGCUAUGGUUUUUCCGAGGGAGCAGGUGGAGGGAUUGAGGAGUUAUUUGACGGGAAGGAAAAGUGGCCAGACGGAUUUGAUGAUUGAGGAUUAUGCGGAAAAAGAGGGUAUGGAAAGACUGGCACUUGGGAAACAGGUUGUGCAACAUGUGGGAGUAAAGAGCUCGAGAGGUGAUAAUCAAAUCAACGCUAUGAGUACUUGGGCAUUCCACUUUGAGGAAUACGACAAAGUUUCCAUGUUCGGAAACUCGGUUUAUGAAGAAUCUUGAUCUGGAAAAUUGGAAACUUCCAAGCCAGAGUCAGUCGGAUAAUUGAUAUCGGAGUUGACUUAUAUCGAAAACAUACAUCCUCAUUUUUCCAUAUUUUCAUAUUCUCUAAAUAUGAAAACAAGUCGCUAGUCUCGAAAGUAUGCUAGUAGGAUAUCCACUAAGGAUCUGUUAUCUCCCUCUUUCUCUUCCAACCUCUUGAUCUUCCAUAUCUACAACUACCAUCCCACUGCAGGUAGCUCUGGGUCCUUCCCUUCAGGAGUUUAUGCUACGUAUACUCCAUUUUUAGGGAAUGCUCUACCAACCAUGAUCGCCUUUAGGCACCAGCAUAACAAGUGAGUGUUGUUAGCCGGGAAGCUUGCUAUCUGCGAUCUUACUGCCUUUUGGCAAUAAAACUUUUGGGACUAAGGAGCUUCAGUACAUCUAUUAAAAAUCGGGGCACAGAUAACCUUACUGGAGAAGCGAAGAAAAGGUUGCUCAAAGUACGACGCAUUGUCACGAUGAUCUAGAUCCUUGUUACUUUUCGGCAAUAGCGGUUAGGUGUCGACGUGAUAAUCAGGGAAAAUUAGAAUAUGGAACGAAGAAGAGAAACAAGAUCGAAGAAAUUUAGUGGUUUGGAGCCAAAGAAGAGUGAUAUAUACGUUGGAUAGCCUAAUUUCGAUGGCACUCGCCCAUUCUUGGAUCAGAACUCGAACUGUUCCUUGUUACCUUUUGGAAACAAACAAGGAGUUGAGAUGCGAUUGGUAUGUACACCACGUUCUGAUAUUUUCAGGUCAGAGUUACUCGAAUACUGAGUCCCCAGAUUUGGCAUUGCGAUUUUCCCUAGUAUUUUGGGUAUUUCGAUUGGGAGUUCUCAAUGCGAGGAGAAUUCGGCUUCAUAAUCGGAUUUUUAGACAGUCGAAACAAGACGUUCCAAGCAGUAAAUAACGUAUACGCGAAGGGAAACCUCCUUAUUAAGAUGGUAUAUCAUCUGAUAGUCUGUCAUCUGGUCUUCGGAAAUCGACAGUCUUGUAGUUCUUAGAUA
Botrytis byssoidea is the source of this 2521-nucleotide messenger RNA. RefSeq lists its product as uncharacterized. Gene Ontology annotation, biological process: GPI anchor biosynthetic process. The record is from RefSeq and is a predicted model, not a curated record. Lineage: Eukaryota; Fungi; Ascomycota; Leotiomycetes; Helotiales; Sclerotiniaceae. The transcript has 3 exons. Gene Ontology annotation, molecular function: glycosyltransferase activity. The coding region runs from base 124 to 1500 and encodes 458 amino acids. Gene Ontology annotation, cellular component: Golgi membrane.